This is a messenger RNA of Pseudophryne corroboree (corroboree frog), 1799 nucleotides long. RefSeq names its product isovaleryl-CoA dehydrogenase (gene IVD). The transcript has 12 exons. Gene Ontology annotation, molecular function: flavin adenine dinucleotide binding; 3-methylbutanoyl-CoA dehydrogenase activity. Lineage: Eukaryota; Metazoa; Chordata; Amphibia; Anura; Myobatrachidae. Gene Ontology annotation, biological process: L-leucine catabolic process. Gene Ontology annotation, cellular component: mitochondrion. The record is from RefSeq and is a predicted model, not a curated record. The coding region runs from base 58 to 1323 and encodes 421 amino acids.
CCCACCCCCUCUUCCAGAGAGACUGCGUUCCACAGCCGCGGCAGACGUGCACAGAUCAUGGCCGUGCUGCUGCGUACGCUGACCCGCUGCAGCCGCCGGAGCUGGCAUUUGCUGGCCCCGGGCAGCCGGUGGUGCUCUGGUGCUGGGGUCCCGGUAGAUGACACUGUGAACGGGCUGAAUGAAGAGCAGAAACAGCUCCGGCAUACACUGCGCAAGUUUCUGCAGGACCAUCUGGCCCCUAAAGCACAAGAAAUAGAUCAACAGAAUGAGUUCAAGGAUAUCCGGAACUUUUGGAAGAAGCUUGGAGAUCUCGGCGUUCUGGGUAUUACCGCCCCAGUGGAGUAUGGAGGAGCCGGCAUGGGUUACCUGGAGCAUGUUUUGGUGGUGGAGGAGAUCUCGCGGGUGUCAGCAGCUGUUGGCUUGAGCUACGGAGCUCAUUCCAAUCUCUGCAUCAACCAGCUGGUGAGAAACGGAAAUGAAGCCCAACAAGAAAAGUAUCUACCUAAGCUCAUCAGUGGAGAACACAUAGGAGCUCUCGCCAUGAGUGAGCCAAACUCCGGCUCGGAUGUGGUGUCCAUGAAGCUGAAGGCGGAGAAGAAAGGAGAUUAUUAUGUUCUGAAUGGCAACAAGUUCUGGAUCACAAAUGGGCCGGAUGCUGAUGUGCUUAUUGUGUAUGCAAAGACAGACUCCAGUGUUCAGCCAGCCUCACGCGGUAUCACUGCGUUCGUUGUGGAGAAGGGAACCCCAGGAUUUAGCACCGCACAGAAACUUGACAAGUUGGGGAUGAGAGGAUCUAGCACCAGUGAGCUGGUAUUUGAGGACUGCAAGAUUCCAGAGAAGAACAUGCUUGGCCAUAUUGGAAAGGGAGUCUAUGUGCUGAUGAGUGGUCUGGAUCUUGAGAGGCUUGUGCUCACCGGAGGCCCAUUGGGCAUCAUGCAGGCUGUUAUGGACCAUGCCAUCCCCUAUCUACACACAAGAGAAGCCUUCGGUCAAAAAAUUGGAUAUUUCCAGCUAAUGCAGGGGAAGAUGGCUGAUAUGUACACACGUCUUACAGCGUGCCGGCAGUAUACUUAUAAUGUGGCAAAGGCCUGUGACCAGGGACAUACCAAUGCUAAGGAUUGUGCUGGCGUUAUCCUGUAUGCUGCUGAAUGCGCUACCCAGGUGGCUCUUGAUGGCAUCCAGUGUUUAGGAGGCAACGGCUAUAUAAACGAUUACCCAAUGGGCCGCUUCCUUCGCGAUGCCAAACUGUAUGAGAUAGGGGCAGGUACCAGUGAGGUCAGGAGACUUGUCAUAGGCAGAGCCUUCAAUGCUUUGUACAAAUAGUCUGGUACUCUUCAGCUGUCCUUGGAUGCAAAUCAGCCGACCGCUAACCAAUCCGUUAAGAAAUAUGGACAAUUCCAAAACGGGUUCCCUUGAAAUUCUUGUAUAACAAGAGAUAUAAGGAAAACCCUACAUCACCCCUCUGUGUCAGAUGGCUCCACAAGGAUCUAAUGAACACGUAAUGAUGUGAAAGUAUUUUUGAUUUUAGAGUACAGACAUGUUAAUGUAUUGUUACAGUGGUGAGAACGAGCUUGUGCACAAGAAGCCCCGUUAUGGGAUAACUAGGAGAUCACUGAGCAACGGUUCAUGGUGCUGAAUGUAUAAACGUCACCUAUAGACCGGAAUGUACUAGAGAGACUUGUAACUCACUGCCGACCUCUGUCAGUGAGGGGUGACAGUUGCUGGGGUCAUAGGACCGGGCAGAAGGCUGUAUACAUUAUGUGUUUACUCCAGGCACAAAUAAAAGAUGAUUUCAUUUA